Pygoscelis adeliae (Adelie penguin) is the source of this 1535-nucleotide messenger RNA. It is a transcript of the gene SLC25A15, whose product is annotated as solute carrier family 25 (mitochondrial carrier; ornithine transporter) member 15. NCBI's taxonomy places the organism in Eukaryota, Metazoa, Chordata, Aves, Sphenisciformes, Spheniscidae. The transcript has 7 exons. Bases 363 to 1268 code for a protein of 301 amino acids. Gene Ontology annotation, biological process: mitochondrial L-ornithine transmembrane transport. The record is from RefSeq and is a predicted model, not a curated record. Gene Ontology annotation, molecular function: L-ornithine transmembrane transporter activity.
UGACCUUGGGAAGCCGAGUUACGGCUUGCCUUUGCAGGCUCUUGAAGGAGCAGUGUUACCUUCUGGGUGUAUUUACUUAGUGUUUGGAGAAUGCAUCAGCAGAGAAUAACAUCUGGGGCUGCAGGUGGAGGACUCUGCGGGACCUGCUACGCGAACUAAUGCUUCUGUGUUUCCAGGUUUGAGGCUUGGAUCCGCUUUGGAAGUAACAGAGUUGUUGUUGCCUUGCUAUAUCUACAAGCAGUUUUUAAUCUGCUACUGUUAUUACAAAUAGGAAAAAAAUAGGAGGGAAGGAGACAAGUAUCUCGACACCUCCAGGAAACGGGAGACUUCACUCUGAAGUGACCGAUAAACAAGUGUGAAGCAUGAGGAUCAACCCUGCUAUUCAGGCUGCUAUCGACCUCACAGCAGGAGCUGCAGGUGGGACAGCAUGUGUGGUGACUGGCCAGCCCUUUGACACCGCAAAGGUGAAGAUGCAGACGUUCCCCGACAUGUACAAAGGAAUUGUUGACUGUUUUGUGAAAACCUAUAAGCAAGUGGGGUUUCGAGGCUUCUACAAGGGAACCACACCAGCGCUUGUAGCCAACAUCGCGGAGAACUCAGUUCUUUUCAUGUGCUAUGGAUUUUGCCAACAAAUUGUGAGAAGAAUUGUUGGAGUAGACAGGAAAACAAAGCUCAGUGAUCUGCAGAACGCUGCCGCGGGCUCCUUCGCCUCUGCCUUUGCCACCCUUGUCCUCUGCCCAACAGAGCUGGUGAAGUGCCGGCUGCAGGCCAUGCAUGAAAUGCAGUUGUCAGGAAAGAUAAUCCAGGGGCACAAUACAGUUUGGUCAGUAGUGAAGGGUGUUAUUCAAAAGGAUGGUCCCCUUGGAUUUUACCGUGGCCUGUCAAGCACUUUGCUGCGGGAAGUCCCAGGCUAUUUCUUUUUCUUUGGAGGAUAUGAACUGAGCCGGACAUUCUUUGCCUCUGGGAGAUCAAAAGAUGAAUUAGGUCCCAUUCCUUUGCUGCUAAGCGGAGGUUUUGGAGGCAGCUGUCUGUGGAUUGCUGUGUAUCCUGUGGACUGUGUCAAAUCUAGAAUCCAGGUUCUUUCAAUGGCUGGAAAACAGACAGGCUUUAUGGGAACAUUUGUAACUGUUGUGAGAACUGAAGGUGUACUUGCCUUGUAUUCUGGACUAAAGCCAACUAUGAUCCGAGCAUUCCUGGCCAACGGGGCACUGUUCCUUGCCUAUGAGUACAGCCGGAAACUUAUGAUGAAACAAAUAGAUUCUUACUGAUACCUUCUAGCAGAUGGAGAACAAAAGGUUGUUUAAGGAUCAUUUAAAUAAAUGAUCAAAAACCUGUAGAUCACAUCGUGGUCUGAGCAGGGCCAAAUCAGUGACCUAAUUUUAGGAACUCAACUCCAGUUUAGGAUUUGUAAUCUUUUAAAUUCAGGUGAUUUUAUAGAGAUGUGUACAUGCUGCUUGAAUUAGACCAGCAGAACUAUCUCCAUCUUGCAGAUUCUGCACUAGGUACAUUGCAUGUCAUAAAUGUAUUUUCCUGAC